AUUGGCUGGGAGCGCUGUCAGUCAUCCAGACUUGGCUGGCGCACCCAUCGAUCGCAAUUUACAAGUCGCUCUGGGGUUUCGGUGCAAACACGCACCAGGCGGCUGGUUCCCUGUUUCCUUUGAAAGAAAACUCAGACACAGAAGAAUUAACGAGUCAGUUUAAGAAAAUAAAAGUGUCGACCAUGGAGAGGAGGAUGUCUACGUUGACUAUGCUGCUUCUGGUGACAGUGCUGUCAGGUGUUGGUGCCGUCGUUGUGUCCAUCCCGCAGCCUUUAUAUGAGGUCGCCAGGGGGAAGAGUGUCACACUGCCCUGCAACAUUAAACCCCAAGGUAUCCCCAAACAGAUCAUCGUCACAUGGUCCACUGUGGCUCUCACACCGGGUACUCAAGAGGACGAUGUCCUCACUUAUUAUUCGACUGAUAAAACUACGGACUUCGGUUCGCUGUAUGAAGGCCGGGCGAACGUGGAAGUAGAUGCUACCACGACAAAUGCCAAUCUGGUACUGUCCUCCACCACACUGGAUGACAACAAGAAUUUUCAGUGCCAUGCCCUGAUUCAAGGGGACAUUAAGGGCACGCCAAUGGCCUCUACACGUCUGGUGGUUCUAGUGGCUCCAUCUACGCCCACCUGUAUGACACAGGGAAAGGCAGAGUAUGGCCAGAACAUCAACCUGACCUGUGUGUCCCAGGAAGGGUCCCCGCCACCCAGUUAUACUUGGAAAACUCAAGAUGUCAUGAACAACCCUCGUGCUUUCCCCCCCAAAACCACUGACCAGGGAGGUAUCAUGUCUCUAUACAACAUCUCCAAAGAAACCUCAGGAUUCUUCAUCUGCACCUCAACAAACAAGAUCGGCUCUGCUUCCUGCAACCUCACCCUCGCAGUAAUGCCGCCUUCCAUGAACAUUGCCUCCACUGCAGGAAUCAUUGGUGGAGUAAUCGCUGCGUUGAUCGUGCUCAUCAUCGUCAUCUACUGCUGCUGCUGUCGGAAGAAGGAAAAGGACGAGGAAUACGACAUGGGAGUUCGUGAGGAGGAGGAGGAGGAGAGGGAAACUGUCAAAGAGCCACUUAGAAACGGUGUGCCGGAGGACACCCGCGGCUCUGACUCCAGUGUGAGGAACCCUGUUGAACAAAGUGAACGCAACUACAAGAAUCGCAAGGAUCUUGACGACCGCCGCAGCGACUACGACGACCGCCGCAGCGACUACGACGACCGCCGCAGCGACUACGACGACCGCCGCAGCGACUACGACGACCGCCGCAGCGACUACACCGACCGCCGUGAAAGGUACACCGAUCGCAAUGAGCGCUAUGACGACGACCGCCGCUACGAUGACCGCAGAGACCGACGUAGUAAUGACGACGACCGCUAUGAUGAUCGCAAUCGUGACAGACCAGCUGUGCCAGCCAAUAAGCCACCGAGGAGGGACAACCAUGACUAAAUCUCCAACCCUCAUCGGCCAUCGUCUCCAUCUUCUGUCUUCUCUAAUGACUUUACUCAAAUGGCAAUGACAUCACACUCAAGGUGUGGCCUGGUUGGCAACAACAUCUUUGCCUCCAUUGCUCUUGUUUUAAUACAAUUGUCUCAAACGCCACAAAUAUACUAGAAUUAAGGGGAAGCUUUAUGGUAGAGAGGUUGAACCAUUUUGAGUUGUUUGUGUAAAGAUUAGUUAGUUUUAGAGAGCUGUGUAAUACAGAAGUUAGGUGAUAUUUUAGCUUUAAACUCACAAUGUUGGCAUUGCUACAUAUGAAUGCAAGGCCUUGUCUGUUUUGAUUUGAGUUUUAUUCUGCUGUAACCAGUGGUAGGAAGCUACCGCCACACUUCAUAAAGGGCUUUAAUGAUGUCAUUUUUUUUACGCUUCAUAUGAUUAUUUCUGUUUAUUUGAGUUAGCUUGUCUGUCCUUGUAUAGAAACAGACCUCGAACCAGUUUUAAUGUGCUCUAUUUGGUGCUUUUUCCCCCCCCUCCUGUUUCUUGGGAUUUCACCACAGAUCUAUUUUUAAAUGAAUAAAUAAAUGUCUAAAUUUGGAAUGUAAAGUCUCCUUUUGCCGUGCUACCUUUCAAAGAUGUUUUGUAUUGAUGUGUUAAGUAUUUUGUGAAGAGAUUUAUGUUGAAAGGCAAUGAAAUUAGACAAUGUACAUUAGAAAUCUUGUUUUAUCUUAGCAAUGUUAAUGUUACCAGUUUCACAUUGGGAUUUGUGUUGUGAAACAUUGUGUGCAAUCGUCAUGCUGUACAAACAAAGCGGAAAUAAAAUGA
Etheostoma cragini (Arkansas darter) is the source of this 2252-nucleotide messenger RNA. RefSeq names its product cell surface A33 antigen-like. The coding region runs from base 183 to 1439 and encodes 418 amino acids. The transcript is spliced from 7 exons. Gene Ontology annotation, cellular component: plasma membrane. NCBI's taxonomy places the organism in Eukaryota, Metazoa, Chordata, Actinopteri, Perciformes, Percidae. The record is from RefSeq and is a predicted model, not a curated record.